This is a messenger RNA of Penicillium longicatenatum, 2013 nucleotides long. It is a transcript of the gene nop7, whose product is annotated as mRNA-binding ribosome synthesis protein NOP7. The transcript is spliced from 3 exons. Gene Ontology annotation, biological process: maturation of LSU-rRNA from tricistronic rRNA transcript (SSU-rRNA, 5.8S rRNA, LSU-rRNA); ribosome biogenesis. Gene Ontology annotation, cellular component: nucleolus; PeBoW complex. Bases 1 to 2013 code for a protein of 670 amino acids. Lineage: Eukaryota; Fungi; Ascomycota; Eurotiomycetes; Eurotiales; Aspergillaceae. Gene Ontology annotation, molecular function: RNA binding. The record is from RefSeq and is a predicted model, not a curated record.
AUGGCGAAGAUUAAGAAGAAGGGUACCUCUGGCGCGGCCAAAAACUAUAUCACCCGUACCCAGGCCGUGCGCAAACUUCAGAUUUCUUUGCCUGAUUUCCGUCGACUUUGCAUCUUCAAGGGAAUUUACCCCCGUGAGCCUCGCAGCAAGAAGAAGGCCUCCAAGACCUCGACUCCCAACACUACUUUCUACUACACCAAGGAUAUCCAGUACCUUCUUCACGAGCCACUGCUGAACAAGUUCCGUGAUCAGAAGUCUCUUGCUAAGAAGAUCGCUCGUUCCCUGGGCCGUGGUGAAGUCAGCGACGCUGCACGCUUGGAGAAGAACCAUGCCCCCAAGCUCACUCUCGACCAUGUCAUCAAGGAGCGUUACCCGACCUUCAUUGACGCCCUCCGCGACCUUGACGAUGCUCUGUCUCUGCUCUUCCUGUUCGCCACACUUCCGUCUACCACCCAUGUUCCCCACAAGACCAUUGCCCUGUGCCAACGCGUCUGUCACGAGUUCCAGCACUACCUGAUUACCACCAACUCGUUGCGUAAAUCUUUCCUGUCAAUCAAGGGUAUCUACUACCAGGCCACUAUUCAGGGCCAGGAUAUCAUGUGGUUGGUGCCCUACCGAUUCGUGCAGCGUGUUAAUGGCGAUGUCGACUACCGUAUCAUGGCUACAUUUGUCGACUUCUACACCACCUUGCUUGGUUUCGUCAACUUCCGCCUUUACUCCUCUAUUGGCUUGAGAUACCCUCCCAAGUUCGACACCCGAAGCGACGAGAAUGGUGCUGAGCUGGCUGCUUUCACUCUGGAGGGCCGCAAUGUGGGUGAAGUUCCCAAGGCCCUGGAGGCUAGCAAGCCCCAGACCAACGGUAACUCCAACAAGGAGGUUUCCAAGGCUGUUCAGGCCAAGGUAGACAAGGUCCUCAAGUCCGCUGGUUUGGAUCAAACUAAGGAUGAGGAGUCUGUCGACACAACUGAGGAGAACACUGAUGCGAUCGACCGAUUCGAGACCGCUGCUCCCGAAGCCGACACUCUCCCCCAGCCCGACAUGAGCGGCAAUGAGGCUGGUGCUCUUUUUGCUCCAUUCGUGUUCUACAUUUCGCGUGAGGCCCCCAAGGCCCCCAUCGAGUUCAUCCUGCGCGCUUUCGGCUGCAAGCGUAUUGGUUGGGAUGCGGUGUUGGGCGAUGGUGCUUUCACCCACGAUGAGACCGAUCCCCGUAUCACUCACCAGAUUGUCGAUCGUCCCCCACUCCCAGAGUCUUCUCUCCCCGCCAUUCCUACUGGCGAGAGCACAAGCCAGAAGGUCAAGCCCGGUACUCGCAUUCCUGGCCGUACUUACGUCCAGCCUCAGUGGGUUUGGGACUGUAUCAACGAGGGCAAGCUCUGCCGCCCUGAUCUGUAUGGACCCGGUGCUACCCUGCCCCCUCACUUGAGCCCAUGGGUCAAGCCCAACCGUGGUGCCUACGAUCCCAAGGCUACCCUAGCUUCUCAGGAAGAGGAAGGUGAGGCUGAGAUGGCCGAGGACAGUGACGAGGAGAUGGAGGAUGAAGCCCCCGCAGAUGAGAAGGUUGCUCCCACUGCCGAGGAGUCUGAGGAUGAGUCUGUCGAUGGUGGUAUGGACGUUGCUGGCACCGACGAUGACGAGAGCGGCAGCGACGAGGAGUCUGACGAAGUCGAGGACUUUGAAGGACUCGAGGAUAACGAAGCCGCAUCCGAGUCAGAGGACGACGAUGAUGAGGCCGCUCGCAACCAGCACCAGCGUGAGCUCGAGGCCGAAGCCGCUGGCCUGCCCUUCUCCUCCAACGGUGCCACCGAUGAGGCAUCCAAGAAGAAGAACUCUCAGAACAAGAAGCUGGCUGCCAAGAAGCGCAAGGAGGAAGAGGAACUCGAGAGACAGAAGAUGAUGAUGAGCCGGAAGAAGCGCAAGCUUUUGGAGAAGAUGAUGCACUCUAACAAGAAGACAUCCGAAGAGGCUGCUAAGCUCCGCUCGAAGCGGCGCAAGCUUGAGAAGGGCGAGAAAUAG